AUGGCUGCCGGUGAAAAUCGCUUCGCGCCGGAGUUAAAUGAAAAAGAAGUCCUUAAACUGUUACAAAAUGCAACACCAGGGAGCACAAAGAAAGCCACAAAGUAUGGCAUGAAAAUGUUUCAAGGUAACAACUUCAAAACUUUAUUUUGACAAUUUAAGCGUCUGUGUUUAUAGUUUAAUAACGCGAAGCAAAACAGUGCAAGUUGAGAUAAUUUACAAAUUAAUUAAGUUAAUUGGUUACAUUUCACUAACCUUUUCAGACUGGCUUUUGACUUCUGGGAGCAAAUUUAGUGUUACACCAAUCGAAGAAAUGAAUAAAGAGGAACUCAAUGCUUGCCUAAAAAGUUUUUAUACAUCCGCAAGAAAACAAGAUGGUCAAUUUUACAAGUCUUCUUCCUUGAAGGCAAUUCGUGCAGCCAUUGACAGGUAUCUUCGCAUGCCUCCACACUCCAAACAGUUCUCUAUCGUCUGCCGACCCUGCCUUUACCGAAGCAAACAAGAUCUUAGACGCAUUUGUCAAGUAACUAAGAAAGUCUGGAAAAAUUAG
This is a messenger RNA of Porites lobata, 547 nucleotides long. The record is from the annotation of a GenBank genome assembly. NCBI's taxonomy places the organism in Eukaryota, Metazoa, Cnidaria, Anthozoa, Scleractinia, Poritidae.